Molecule: messenger RNA, 666 nt
Organism: Penicillium nucicola
Lineage: Eukaryota; Fungi; Ascomycota; Eurotiomycetes; Eurotiales; Aspergillaceae
Exons: 2
Coding region: 1-666 (221 amino acids)
Source: RefSeq, a predicted model, not a curated record
AUGAAUCGCUUCCAAUUCAUCGCUCUCUCUUCUCUGUUCUUCACCGUUGCUGUGGCAUUCCCCCAGCAGACGGCUGCGGCUACAACAACUGCUCCUGCAACGACCAUUACCAAGGCUGCAUCACUUAGCUGUGCCCCUGGGCAGACUGCAAUCUACACGACAGAAUGCACACUAGGAACACCCACAUCAUACUGCGCUGUACCAGAGCCCCCAAUUUCGUGCUCCUCGGGGUACUUCCCUUCGGUUUACCACCCAGGCCAUUGCAUCGAGGCGUCAACCUGUUUCCCCGUUGAUGCAGACUGGAUCACUACCGAGUGCUCGCACGGUCAGAUUCCUUGGACAACUACAACUUUGUAUGAGGGCACAUUGGCCGGUGGAGAAUCGACUACUAUCAGUGCUGUUUCCUGUUCCUGUGCUAGAGACCAAUGGUAUAGUGCCACUAUACUCCCUGGUGCGUCUACCGUCGACACUUUCUGCAUGCCUUCAAGCUCUUGUCCUGUCGGUAUGACCACCUCUAUUGAGACUAACACGUACUGUGCCACUGCGCCGGCCAGUGCGUGCUCGGGUGUUCCUCUUGAGACCAACUUCUGCAAGUGCUCGGAUGCGGCGCAGACACCUGUGUAUCCUGACGCUGUUGGAGCCGCUCCUACUGGAUGUGCAGCCUAA